This is a messenger RNA of Fonsecaea multimorphosa CBS 102226, 4983 nucleotides long. RefSeq lists its product as uncharacterized. The record is from RefSeq and is a predicted model, not a curated record. The transcript is spliced from 5 exons. NCBI's taxonomy places the organism in Eukaryota, Fungi, Ascomycota, Eurotiomycetes, Chaetothyriales, Herpotrichiellaceae. Bases 1 to 4983 code for a protein of 1660 amino acids.
AUGACCUUUCCAACACCAGUCACCGGCACCUUGGAGGUUGACCUUGACCAUGCCAGGACACAGUUCCUGGAGUGCCUCGCAGAGGAUGACAGACACGCUUUUCAGAGUGUCGACAAUCCAGACGAUCUGACCAACUACACUACGCAGUUCAUGACGAAUUCUCAGGUCAAGAAGGCCACUGCAGCGAAGGCGCUGAACAUAGUAGCUGCACUGACUGAAGCUCUUGUGCCCUAUUUUGAGGCACUUGGACUUGUCGCGCAGGGUGUCACAGCAUAUGCUGCGACGGUCUGGGGAUCUAUCCUCCUGAUACUCAAGAUGGCAAGCGGGUUCCCCAGCUUGUUCGGAAGGCUGUGUGAGCUGUUGCUAGAAGUGUCGACACACAUUCCUCACUAUCGAAAGCUUCUAGAACUCUUCGAAGCAGACGCAUCCCUGUGUGGGCAGUCGAUCCCAAGCGAUAUGCUGAACUGGUCCCUGCACGCGCUGUAUCAUGAUCUCCUCGGGCUUUUUGGAACUAUGGGCAGCGUGUUCAACCAAAAAGAAAGGCUAAAUAAUGCGCCUCUGGCCACCCCUGCCAUGUGGUGCCAUCCUUUCGAGUGUCGAUUUGACAAUUUCCUUAAGAAGCUCGUCUUGCACGCCAAAGUGUUCAACUCAGACAUGCACGCGCUAGCACAGAAAUAUGCAGAAUCUUUGCAUGACGCGAAUGCCUCAAGACCAUCAUGUGGGCGUCGUGAGGACAAGCAAGUUGCUUCAUUGCAAAUGAUAUGGCAGACCCUAACUCAAGUUCUUCUAGGCGAACUAAACGCUCGCAUCAAAGCAUGGUUGGCGCCGCCAUAUGCCGACGCCUUCGAAAGGGCUUGGUCUCUUCGUCGACACGCCACGGCAGAUUGGCUAUUCGAGCUCCCAGCGUACAAGUCCUGGUUGACACUCUCUCCAGGGAUGGAUGGGAUGUGCGAGGGGCCUGGCCCUCUACUCUGGGUCAGAGGGAAUUCCGGAACCGGCAAGACCGUCCUCGCCGCUGCGACACUCGUCAACCUCCGAACGUCAGUCUGCUCGAAGAACAAUGGCUCAAAAGUGCUCUCCUACUACUUCUUUGAUCAAGGUAGUCCGAUACAUAAGUCGCGCCGCUCGGCGUAUGCUUCCUUACUGGCGCAAAUCCUCGAUGCGUGCUCCAAAGCUCCAGACAUUCUAAAUGUGUUCGGCUUUGCCAUAACUCGGCAGACUCAAGGACAAGACUUUGCAACCGUCGACGCCAUGGCUGACAUUGUCAGACUUUUGAAGCCACUGUUGCCCGAUUGGUACAUUGUCAUAGACGCUGUGGACGAGUGCGACGAACCCGAGAAGUUCCUGACAUGUCUCUUGGGUCGCGAAUCGACUCACAGAGCGAGGAUUUUGCUAUUCGCUAGACCGUCCGUCAAAUAUCUUUGUCGGAAGGUACCCAUGGCGGAGACGAUCACUAUGACACCCGAGCUCCUGAAUCCCGAUCUGCGCCGCUUUUUUUCGGGCCAUCUCAAGGAGAUACUCAGCUCGAAUCUCUUUGACCACGACACAGACGUCCAGGAGCUAGUUGGUCAUCUUCUCACAGGCGCUCAUGGGGUGUUCCAAUGGGCACAACUCAUGCUUACUUACUUGAAGUCGGAGGUUCCAUCGCCCUCGGCUCGAGUGAGAACAAUAAAAGACCUUACAAGGCCCGAAAAUCUCGAAGCGAUAUAUACACGCAUUCUUACGGUCAUCGUGCGGAAGCCAUAUGUCGAGCGCCUCUUUGCGAGACGCAUGUUUAUGUGGAUUCUCUUCGGUAAAGGCGUCGCUCGUCUUCACCAACUUGAGGACCUGCUUCAGACGCUUUGGCGAGAAAUGGCCCUGAACCUCACAAUAGAAGAUCAGAAAGCUUGUUCAUCUAUUUUUGCAGAUUUUGAGCGCAGUAUCGUGCGAGUAUGUUCUGGUCUCAUCGAGGUGAUAUGGGAGGCGAAUCUUCGAGCCCGGAUCUGCCGCUUUGUCCAUCCGUCGGUCCAUGAAUUCUUCUACAGGAAGUGUUCUCGAGAAAGCGUCCACGUAAGCGUCGGGACGGAAGGCACCGAAUACUUGCAUCCCUCACCCUUCGAGGCCGAGUCGGAGCUGCUGAUGGCUUGUUUUCACUAUCGCCAGGUCCAGGACUAUCAGCCACUUUCCGGAGACGCUUCCGGGGCCGCGUCCAGCACCGCCUUGGAUGAUACUCGACCAUUUCUAAGGUAUGCCACGGUAUUUUGGACAGAGCACCUGGCACAGCCGCCGAAUGCCGCAGGGGAGACACUUGCCGCCCUUCUGCAAGCGCUGGGGGCAUUCCUCGCCGACGGUACGGGCAGGGCGGCCUGGGUCGAAGCACUCUACACGUACAAGGCAGAUUUCAAGAAGAUCAGUUCUGAUCUCUAUCAAUGGGCAUCCAAGGUGUCGGGUUCGUACUCUGGCCCAUAUCAAGAGAAGGUCAAGGAGAUUGCGCAAAUGCUGCAUGUUCUGGUCACGAGUUCUCGUCAGAGGGAGAAGAUAGGGAGGAUCAGACUAUCAGGAGAUCCGACUCUUCUCCGGAAAGACAUCUCUACCUUCACCAAGAAUCCGUUCUUCGCACAGCCUCAGUGUUUGGUGACCGCGACCGUCUCGCAACUUGUGCUCCCACCGAAACCAGAGAGAGUGUCAAUUCUGAGCUCAGCUCCUUUGUGUCAAAUAUCCCGCGAGAAGGAGGGCGGAAACUACUCCGCCACUCUGAAGAUCUGGCCUCCCUUGGAGUUCAGCAACCCAUUCCAAGAUGGCCACCGACACGCUGUGGGUGCUUCCAAUACAAUCUAUCGUGGAUGGAUUGCGCAGUAUCAAAUAUGGGGCACAAGGACCGGCAUUGCUGUUCUCAAGGAACAAUGGGAAUUCCCUCUGAACGAACAGGAGAUUGUAUCCCAUAUGGCUCUUCACCAGAAAGGACCAAGGCCUGACCCGGGAUCUGGCGAUGUUGCAUCCUUAGAGGUUGAUGCUACGCAAUGGUUUCCUGUCAGUAUCGGUGAAAACCUCAACCUGUUUACUGUUCUUCACGCGGUUUACAUUCUCAACCGAGAACGUCCAUGCUCUACCCAACUCGGCGAGACGAUUCACUGUGGCUGGGCACGCAAGUGCCUUCCCAUAAUCUGCGACAAAAGAUCAUUUUCGGUCUUCCAACCCGUGAAUGGCGGCGUUGAAGACCGUGGCUCUAGUGGAGGGAAUGCGAAGGCAUAUCAGAGAGUCUUCAAGACCGCGCGGCCGGCAGGGUCCCGGAUCUUCGUACAUAAUGACCUGGUCAUAUAUCAGGGCAUUGCAAACAGCAGCUGUGACAGGGGACUGGACCACUGCAGCAGUCGUCUCGUGAACGAAAGUUGCUUUAUGGCAAUUUUCAAGAUCGAGACUGAAGCCCGCAAUGUCAGCAUCAGAGCGGUCGCGGUCCUUGAUGGCCUUGAUUUUGCCAACGUGUUCAACGGUUGUGUCUUCCACCCGAGCCUGCCGUUGGUGGCACUCAUCUGGCAUACGGGCUCGUUCUACCACCGCGCUGCGCUCUGGAGUUUUGCCACUCCGAGUCCCAUCAAUUCCUGGGGGGUCAACCAUGUUACGCCAGUUGACUUUCAGGAUGAUAGCGCGGCGACCGACGCAACAGUGCUGGUCAAUUUUGGUCCGGUGGCCCGAGUCCGGUUCUCGGGAUGCGGCAACAAACUACUGGUCGCACUCCUAUACCACAACUACCCGGGAGUUUUCCAUCUCCAAGACAGUCCUGCGUAUCACGCGGCGGUGGCUGAGCACGCAAAGUCGCGAGUACACACGUCUGAACAGCGAUCUGGCAUCUCUCGCAGUGGUUGGUCUCUACACAACGCGCAGUCUCGGCUGUCAAGGCUCUUAGAUCUUCGGCAGCCGCAGCACACGACGCAGCCAGGAGGGCUCGUUGGGCGACGAGACGAGAGCUUUUCUCACGAAGGCUCAAGACUCGAUCAGGCUGGGCAGGACGCCGGCCUAUUAACCAGAGAUGUGAGUUGUGACGAGAGAGAUAUGGUUCUGUCCCGGUCAGCGUCUGAAGAGAUGGGCCUAAGCCGAGUGAGCGUUCACUCGCCUACGAGAACCAGCCAGGACGAGAUCGACUUCAGCGUGGAUCGAGCGCAAGAGUCGUGUUAUGACUCGUGGACGUCAAUCGGACCGCCGCCUCGGACCACCUCAACCGUCGGUGGGGUAGCGCCUGACCAGAAGACGAGCUAUCAGUUUGACCAAGCGCCGAGUCCGUGCUAUAGAGAGGGAGAGGCGAUGAUAGUCUCGCAGCUAACAGCCAACACGCAGGACGGUCAAGCCAUAGUGUCUUUUGGAGAGACGAGCAUGGUCUAUCAGUAUGACCAGGCACCGACGCCACGUUACAGCCUGGGAGAGGUAACGCAAGAGCCCUCGACAAUGGCUAUGACGACCGACAUGCAAGGAACAGCAGCAGCAGCACCACCACCACCACCACCACCGGCGAGAAAGACGAGCAUGCAGCAUCAUCAGUACCAACAAGCGCCGACACCAUAUUAUGGCUGGGUCGAGUGCACCCUCGUGGACCAAGUCAGAGCAACAGCACCUGCCAGAAUACAGCAGUGUCUCGUUCGAUACGAGCAGGACGAAGCACAAAGCCUGGAGACGCCAGCCUGGCAAGAGAGUGCAAGUGCCUCCGUGGCUGACUCUGCGGCUGUUCCUCUCGAAGACUGGAGUCUGCAACCUCAGCCUGAAAAUGUGCCCAGCGACGUCGUGCCCGGUCAAGGACCCGUUCAAUCCGCCCUGGGAGAGGGAGGCGGACGUGGACGUGGACACAGACGGGUUCGAGUGCGGAGUCGGCGUCGUCGUCGUGGUCGUGGGCGUGGGCGAGGACGUGGUCGUGGAGGGGGAGGAAGUGGUGAUGGGGAUGGGAAUGGGAAAGGGGGCGUCGAGCCAGCGGAAGCAGUGGAAGGAGAACAGGUCAAGAGGCUCGGCUUUGAGUGA